This is a messenger RNA of Rhagoletis pomonella (apple maggot), 1183 nucleotides long. RefSeq lists its product as uncharacterized. The record is from RefSeq and is a predicted model, not a curated record. The transcript has 2 exons. Bases 94 to 729 code for a protein of 211 amino acids. Lineage: Eukaryota; Metazoa; Arthropoda; Insecta; Diptera; Tephritidae.
UAUUCAUCUUAAUUUUAGAUGUUUUCUUAUACAUGGAAGAUUUAGCUCCAAACGUAAUCAUUCAAAAAUAAUUUCGAUCUAAAUGCAAUAAAAAUGCACUUGCUGUGGCUCACCAGUAUUAUAGGAAUAUCUCUGUUACACCUACAGCUCAGCCAAUGCAAUGAUCUUGAAUUGCUGAGUGUCGGCGCAGUCGGCAGAACACAUAAAAAUAUUGUUGGAAAUAGCAGCUCGGGUGCAAAUGGGAAUGAUCUCACCGCAAUAAGUAUUAACAAUAGCAUGCAAGGAACAAUCUUUACUGGCGUCGGAACAACAAGCAAAGCUAUAACAUCUGAUGAUGACUCUGGGGAAACCAUUAUUGGAAGUGCUGUUAAGAAUGUAGCAGAAUUAUCUGACCGGGGAAUCAGAACUAGCGAGAGUCUCUUACCGCCAGCAACAUUCCCUGUGCAAAGCACCAGCCAAGAUGGAAUUCCCACUGGUACAAUUUAUAGAGGACUUAAGCACACAAAGGCGUAUGGCCAUCAAUAUGGUCACCCAUUAUCUGGCUUGGCAAAUUUAGGAAUCAUUAUACCUAGCAAUAAAGGAGCUAACAUGGAAUAUUAUACACGAACAGCUGGAAUCGGAGGACGUAAAGUUUAUUCCAAAUUGGAUAGUGACAGCAGCCCAAUUGACAAAGCGAAUGUCAGUGGAAGUAACGUGGGGCACAGCACAUACAUGAACGCAGCAAUCUAAUACACGGGUGGAGCAGGAACGCAGCACAGCAGAAGCAUAAAAAAAUCUGCAAGUAAAUGGUGUUUUAGGUUUUUAACAAACAAAAACCUGGAUUCAACUUAUUUCAACGUGUCUAAAACACAACGCACACACUAAUGCAAAGGCGCAACAGGAACGCACACUAAAAAACACGGGCGGAGCAAUACACAGGCGGAGAAGGAAUGCAGCACAGCAAAGUCGUCCACAAAAUCUGCGAAUAAAUGGUUCAUUAGGUUUUGAAAUAACAAAGUGCUGGUUCCAUCUUACUUCAAAAUAUCUGCAGGAUGAUGCACACAAUCAAAUUCGGCCGCAGCUGCAGUUCACCAGAGAAUGCUGCAAAUGGAAUGGUUCAUCAAUAAAGUCAAAAUAAUAUGUUGUAACUUACGUGCAUUAGCUCUUAAUUACAAUACCAGCACAGGUCGGCUAGGAAAACACU